Molecule: messenger RNA, 1395 nt
Organism: Adineta steineri
Lineage: Eukaryota; Metazoa; Rotifera; Eurotatoria; Adinetida; Adinetidae
Source: the annotation of a GenBank genome assembly
AUGACAAACAAUCAAAACGAAUGCGUUACAUGUAAUAAGAGAAAAAGAACAUAUUCCUGUGAAGGAUGUUCAAAACGAUUUUGUUUUAAGGAUUUAACAGAGCACAAACAGAUAUUAAAUGAUGAAUUAUUUCAUAUUAUUAAUGAUUAUAAUCAAUUUAAACAGAUAUUCAGUGAACAAAAACCGACUUCACAUGAUCUUUCAUUAAUAGAUCAAAUUAAUCAAUGGAGAAGAAAUUCAAUUGAAAAAAUUAGACAAAAAGCAAAUGAUUGCAUAGAAAUUAUCGUUAAAUCUUCACAAACGUUUUUGAAUGAUAUUGAAAAGAAAUUUAAUGAUUUAAAUGAACAACUAAAACAAUUUCAUAGUGACAAUGAAUUUAAUGAGAUUAAUUUGAAUUAUUUGAGAAAUGAAUUAAUAAAAAUUAGAGAAGAAUUAGAUAAUCCAUCAAAGAUUUCUAUUCAACAAGAGUCUCGACCAUUUAUCGAUGAAAUUUCAAUUAUUUCAUCAGAAAAAAAAUCAAACUGCAGCAAAUCGAAACAAAAUGCCACCACUGUGGCUGCUGGAAAUGAAGAGGGACAACAAUUAGAUCAGCUCGAUCGUCCUAAAGAAAUCGUUAUUGAUAAAAACAAAAAUAUUUUCAUUGCUGAUUGGUUGAAUCAUCGUAUUUUUCAUCUGAAACCUAAUCCCAAGGAAGGAAAAAUCAUUGCAGGUGGAAAUGGGCAAGGAAAUCGGAUGGAUCAAUUGAAUAAUCCAACAGAUGUAAUUGUUGAUCAACAAAAUCAGCCCAUCAUCAUUGCUGACCAAGGGAACAGGCGAGUGAUUCGAUGGUUGAAUCAAAGUCAACAAGUUCUCAUUGGCAAUAUUGACUGUCACGGCUUGGCAAUGGACAAAAAUGGAUUUCUUUAUGUUUCUAAUCGUGAGAAGAAUGAAGUGAGACGAUGGAAAAUGGGUGAAUACAAUGAAGGUAUUAUAGUGGCAGGUGGAAAUGGACAAGGAAACCAAUUUAAUCAACUUAAUCGUCCUACUUUUAUCUUUGUUGAUGAAGAUCAAUCUGUUUAUGUAUCAGAUUGGAACAAUCAUCGUGUGAUGAAAUGGAGAAAAGAUGCAAAAGAAGGAACAAUUGUUGCUGGAGGAAAUCUUAAUCAAUUAUCUAAACCUCGAGGAGUAGUUAUUGAUCAUUUCGGUCGCAUCGGCGUGGGAGACCGUGGAAAUCAUCGAGCAAUGCAUUCGUGUGAAGGAAAAGAAGCAGGUGGAACUGUUGUUGGUGAAAAUGGUGCAGGAAAUCAAUCAAAUCAACAGAAUUGUCCCGAUCAUCUAUCUUUUGAUGAUGAUGGAAAUCUUUAUUUUGCUAAACCGGGAAAUGAUCGAAUGCAAAAAAUGAAAAUAAUUUUGUGA